Messenger RNA from Dictyostelium purpureum, 564 nucleotides. RefSeq lists its product as uncharacterized. The transcript is spliced from 3 exons. The coding region runs from base 1 to 564 and encodes 187 amino acids. Lineage: Eukaryota; Evosea; Eumycetozoa; Dictyosteliales; Dictyosteliaceae. The record is from RefSeq and is a predicted model, not a curated record.
AUGAUUAUUAUUAAAACAUAUGAAAAUUUUAAAAGUUUAUCAAAUCAAUGGAAUACGUUUAGAGAUAAAGGGACUAAAUUAUGCAGCGAUUUAGUAAAUAAGCAUUUAAAACUAUCAUACACAGAUUUAUACGACUACAACGAUUCAAUUAAAGAUAAUAUAGAAUUACAAAUCAAGUUUAAAGAAACGCAAUUCAAUGAUCUUCAACAAACAUAUAUAAAAUUAAGUUCAACUUUAUUGGAGUUGAAAGCAAUUUGCGAGAAAAUGGAAGAAAGUUUAAAUAGUAUAAGGAUACCUAAGAAUCCAACGACAUACGAAUCAAAAUUAGAAUUAAAAUUAUUCGAAUAUUUAAAAGAUAUAAUAACAAUGUAUAUAAAUAGUUUAGAAAAUAAAAAUCAAAUUGUAGAUAAUUUAUUAGUGUCAGAAGAUAGAGAACAACUAUUGUUAAUGAUAACAUGUUGGUCAAAUGAUAUUCACAUAGAUUAUAAAAAAAUAUCAAUAAUUAACGAAAUUUUUUUAAAUGAAACUACAAUUAUAUCCUCACCCUCAAAACCAAAUAAAUAA